This is a messenger RNA of Botrytis porri, 696 nucleotides long. RefSeq lists its product as uncharacterized. NCBI's taxonomy places the organism in Eukaryota, Fungi, Ascomycota, Leotiomycetes, Helotiales, Sclerotiniaceae. Gene Ontology annotation, biological process: N-terminal peptidyl-glutamic acid acetylation. The record is from RefSeq and is a predicted model, not a curated record. Gene Ontology annotation, cellular component: NatA complex. Bases 1 to 696 code for a protein of 231 amino acids. The transcript is spliced from 3 exons. Gene Ontology annotation, molecular function: protein-N-terminal-glutamate acetyltransferase activity; protein N-terminal-serine acetyltransferase activity.
AUGGAUAUCAGACUCCUGCGCUCCUCUGAUAUUCCACAUGUUCAACAUGCCAACAUCACGAAUCUUCCCGAAAACUAUUUCAUGAAAUACUAUCUCUACCAUGCACUCUCCUGGCCCCAACUCUCCUUCGUCGCAGUCGACGUUUCGCGGCCCCAGAAAACCCCCUACGAUUACCCGCGCAUCGUCGGCUAUGUUCUUGCGAAAAUGGAAGAAGAUCCUGCGGAUGGCGUGCAGCAUGGUCAUAUCACUAGUCUGAGUGUGAUGCGCACGCAUCGACGUCUGGGGAUUGCGGAGAAAUUGAUGAGGCAGAGUCAAAAAGCAAUGGUCGAAACCUUCUCCGCCCAAUACGUCUCCCUACACGUGCGCGUCUCUAACCAAGCCGCCCUCCGUCUCUACCGCGAUACCCUCGGUUUCCAGACCGAAAAAAUCGAAGCAAAAUACUACGCCGAUGGUGAAGAUGCCUAUUCUAUGAACUUGGAUCUGUCAUACAUCCGCGAGCAGAUACUCGAUGAGGAGGAAGGAGAUGAAGGAGAGCCUGUGGGAAGCGCAGGAAGUGCAAAAGAUGUAAAGGCGAUUGAGGAGGGGAAGGAUGGCGAAGCGGCAGAGAAAAAAAGGAAGGUUAAGGUGGGGAGGGGAUUGGGAGUGGGAGAAUUGGUGGAGAAGAAUGAGGCGUUGCCUAUUAGGGAGGUGAAGUGA